Molecule: messenger RNA, 1382 nt
Organism: Ectocarpus siliculosus
Lineage: Eukaryota; Phaeophyceae; Ectocarpales; Ectocarpaceae
Source: the annotation of a GenBank genome assembly
UGAGCGUGCACCACUUUUUGUACCGUGACUUACGAAACACGUAGCUCGUCUCUUGGCCACCAUGGCCCAAAACGGGCGUGGAGUUAAGCUUUGCUUCGGAGAUGUCCAAGCCAGCUGGACCCAGGUGCUCUUCUGCGCGAUCUUGGUCACUGUUCUGGUCGUGACCACCGUGGAUCUGUUCACGGCCUGCUAUACGCUGCACGCGACAGAAGAUUUCUUGACCUGGCUAGACGGUGAGAAUAUGCUCGCAUUCAUCGUGAUAUUCAUCGUCUUCGGGGCCCUGUCCAUCGUCAUGCUGCUGCCUCAAACGGUGCUCUUCCUGGCGGCGGGCUACGCGUGUGCAGACCGUGUCCGUAACCGGUACCUGGCGUUCGCCGUGGCGUUGAACCUGUCCCUGGUCACCUUCAUCAUCGGAGCAUCCAUCGCCUUCCUGCUGGCCAGGAGUGUCCUCCCGCCUUCGUGUACGCGCAAGUUCUUCAAGCACUUCGCCAUCCUCGAAGGCCUGGACCAUGCUCUGAAGCACAAAGGGCGCCGAAUCAUUAUCUUGUUGCGCAUCAAUCCCAUGGCGCCCUACAAUGCGCUGAACUACGGGCUCGGUCUCAGCUCUUGCACGUUCCGAGCUUACCUGCAGGGGAUGGUGGGCGCGUUCCCUUUCACGUGCAUCGCCGUGUACGCCGGGAUGCUCAUCAGCAGCGUGGACGACAUCGACUCGCUCUUCACCUACACGAGCACCGGUUGGUACUGCGUCUACGCCGCCCUGGGCGUGGCCUGCGUCGUGUCCUUUGUGGCCAUCGUCCGUUACACCUCGGCGGAGAUGAAGGCCGCCGUGCGCUCGGCGCCAAUACCCGCUGGCGGGGACAGGGUCGACGGGGAGGAAGACUUCGGGGAGCUUCCGCCGGACUCUACCAUGUUCGGGACGUUCACGUCUCGGUCGGAGUGUGGCAGCGGCAUGGAGGGGGGCGGAGGAAAUGCCGGUGCGGGAGGCGAGGAGGAGGAGGAAGCGAUGGAGACCUUCGACGAGAUUGUAGUUGCAAGAGAGCCGUUGCUGGGCGGGGACGCACGCCGGAAAAACGGCGUUGCGGCGGAAAGAACGAGUAAGAGAGCUGCACGGUUAACUCCGGUUGUUGAUGUUUGAGCGUAGAAAGAAAGGGGGUUGUCGAUGGUGUGUGCUAUUUUGAUGUACAUGUAGACGGAGAGGUUUUCCUUGCAGACGGUGUUCUGGACAAGACGAGUGGGCGAGCUCUCGUGCAUGUAGCGACUUACUGAGUCCGAGGUGUGCUUCUUUGCGAGGCGCACUUUUCACCCUUUGUAUUUGUGUUCAACGGAACAUGGGAACCUUUGGUUUCACCCAGGCAAAUGAAAACAAUUAGCCGUUUGUUCAU